ACGCAGCACUUAUAUAUUGUCCACUGUUCAAUUACAAAAUCAUCCAAUUCGCCUCCGAGACGCGCAAUCGACUUCGGCAGCCGCCAGAGCCCAAAUAUUUAGCAAACGCAUCACAAUUUGAGCAAAAAAACACGGAGCGCAAUCAGCUUGUGAUUGUGUGUACUAUCUGCUGCCAUUGCCUGCCUCUGCCUGGUUGCCGACCGAACAGACCAUCAGCCAGCCAGUCAGCGAGCCAGCUAGCUAGCCAGCAAAAACGAUAGAAGAGGCAAGAGCGUGUGAAUGUGAAAGCGAAUUGGCGUUGCAAGUGAACGUACCAUACAACCGAUACAACAACAAAAGCAACAGCAACAGAUGUUAUAAACAAUAAGAACGCAGCGCGCUCAAUUACAUUAACAACAAACAAACAAGCAAACACAAAAAACAUUUUAAAAAUUGCAAUCGCAUACGUGUGCAUGUUGUGUAAACAAUUUGUCAGAGACAAGGAAAAGGGGGCUGAACAACGAUCGCAAUCAUAAUACUGAAGCAUAAACGUCCAUAUCGGCCAGAGAUCGCACUCACAUUAGCUAUAGCCAUCACCGAUCAAGAUAAAGUUAUUUGCAGUAAUACCAAUUAAAAAUGGCCGCUGUCGGCACUGCCGUUGUUAAUGUAGUAAACGACUGCUUUACUAUCGGCUCCACAGUUCUGUGCACGACCUGUUUUAAUGAGGAAGUGGAGGGCGAAGUGCUCGCAUUCGAUCAAUAUACAAAAAUGCUAAUACUGAAAUGCCACUCGAAAUCUGCGGAAGAAUUGAGUGAUGUCUAUGUGCUGAACCUCUCUCUAUGCAGCAACGUUCAACUAAUCAAAGAGUGCAAUGGAAAUUGCAUCGAUGAUCCGCAAAAGCUUAAUCUGGAGCAGGUGAAAAUGCGUCUACGGAAAACAGUUGAGAGAAGACAGGACUUUCUGAAGUCGAAAAACGCAGAUGUCAGUCCAGAAGCACAAGAACUCUAUAGAGCGAUAGCUAAACAAUACGGGUAUAAUGAGGUGUCCUGGCAGGGACCGAACAUACAGAUUUUAAAUGAAGUAACCAUCUCACCGCCGUACCGUGUGGACAAUGUUGUAUCCAGUUCGAACAACGAAACCUCGUGCAACUACAUCAAACGAAUUAUCAAACAGUUCUUCAACACGAGGCCGUCGCCGGUACCGGAAAAUACGCACGCUGCGGCUAGCACGUCAUCAACAUCUGUGUCGCCAACGUCCUCAUCUUUAUCAUCGAGUAAUGCUGCUUCUGGUUCGCCGGUACCAGCUAACUAAUAAAAAAAAACAAAAAACGAUUUGCUUGAGAAAAGAA
Molecule: messenger RNA, 1327 nt
Organism: Scaptodrosophila lebanonensis
Lineage: Eukaryota; Metazoa; Arthropoda; Insecta; Diptera; Drosophilidae
Gene: Lsm12a
Product: LSM12 homolog A
Exons: 5
Coding region: 616-1290 (224 amino acids)
Molecular function (GO): RNA binding
Source: RefSeq, a predicted model, not a curated record